ACUUGAUCAUUAUUAUCUGUGGGCAGCAGCGGAGGCGAUUAAGUGCCUUAUACGUGGAAUUCUCUCCAACUGCACUCAGUCAACCGGCGAAGCUCGUAAUAUGACGACGAUUGUGUGUGAAAUGAAAUCAAGUCACAUCGAUGAGGCAAGACUCUUUCUAGCCGAGCAUUUCAACAAGCAUGAACCCCUACUGCAGACACCCGGCAUCCAGCUACCGAAAGCGUCACCCGAUCCGAAGAGGAGAGAGUAUCACGAAUCGGUUAUUCGGCAGGGUUGUUCGCUGAUUGUCGUCGAUCAGAGCAACGAUGAUCGCAUUGUGGGCGUGGCCUAUGCUGGAGUGCUCAAUGCCAGCGAACUAGAGCAGAAUUGGCUUGAAUUGAGCGAGAAGCGGCGCACGCAGCCAAUGGAGCAUAUCGAAUACUUUCUGUGCAACAUCAAAAGGAACGCUCGAUUGUUUCAGCAAUAUGGUGUAACCGAUGCCCUCUAUCUAAAAAUGAUAGCAGUGGAUUCCUCAAUGCGUCGUCAAGGUCUUGGUCGCCGUUUGGUAACUGCUCUGAUCGAUGUAGGUCGGACCAAGGGAUUCCCUUUGCUGGUGGCAACCUGCACUGGCCUCUACUCGACCCGACUGAUGGCAUCUCUGGGCAUGGAGUGCGUGCACUCGGAAGACUAUGUUGCCUUCAAGGACGAGGAUGGUAAUGUGGUGCUCAAGCCACCGGCACCUCACACAAAGGCUAGUGUUAUGGCGUUGAAAUUGUAGACAAUUUAAAUGGAAAUUCAAUCAAAUUCGGUUCAAAUAAUGCACAAAAAUUGUACAAAUUACCUUGUAAUAAAACCAGGAUCUUAUUAAUUUUAUAAAUAAAUUGCAAAUAUAUUUCUCGUGAUUUUUC
Messenger RNA from Drosophila grimshawi, 887 nucleotides. Its product is annotated as arylalkylamine N-acetyltransferase-like 2. The record is from RefSeq and is a predicted model, not a curated record. The transcript is spliced from 2 exons. The coding region runs from base 101 to 757 and encodes 218 amino acids. Lineage: Eukaryota; Metazoa; Arthropoda; Insecta; Diptera; Drosophilidae. Gene Ontology annotation, molecular function: N-acetyltransferase activity.